UGACCAAUAUUCUCAUAAGGAUUAGGAAUAGUUUUCUUAUGAGGCACAGAGUCUUCUUUCAUCAAAAUGUCUAACUGGGGAGGGACAAACGCGGACAAUGAAACGAUCCAAUACUGCUUUCCAAACAACAACUUGUCUUGUACCAGAAAUGUAAAACCUGGAGCGGAGUUCAUUUUUGUGUACAUAUUUAUUUCUACAGUAUCGGUGUUAACUGUGUUUCUGAACUUGUUGGUGAUCAUCUCUAUCGCUCACUUCCAUCAGCUUCACUCUCCAACCAAUGUGCUGAUCUUCUCUUUGGCAAUGGCUGAUCUAAUUGUUGGACUGAUUCUUAUGCCAGUACAUGGCCUCAAACUGAUUGAGCCAUGCUGGUACUUUGGAGAAAUCUUUUGCUCAAUAUUCCCAUUUAUUUUCUAUGUGGUUGUAACAGCAUCUCUUGGCAACUUGAUUAUUAUAUCUGUGGAUCGGUACAUUGCUGUUAAUGACCCUUUGAGAUAUACAACAAGAGUUGAUACUAACAGAGCAGUCUUUUCUAUUGUUGUAAACUGGGUGUUUUCCAGCAUAUAUUCUUUUCUUAUUUUGUAUGAAUCUGUACUCUAUCCAGAGAAAAACCAUACAUGUAUUGGAGAAUGUAUACUUUUUAUUAAGCUGGAAUAUAUAAUAACUGAUGUCUUAGUCACUUUAGUCACCCCAUGUUGUUUAAUCAUUUAUUUAUAUCUGAAAAUCUUUUUUUUAGCAAAACAUCAAGCUGAGCAUAUAAAUGCACUCACAGACAAAAAGGUCAAGUCAGAAAAAAAGGCUGCAAAAUCCUUAGGGGUUGUUGUGAUGAUCUAUCUCCUUUGUUGGAUACCAUAUUAUAUAGCUGCUCUUACUCUUGGGCAAGACACUGGUGAUUCCCUUGUAAUUAAUAUAAUGUACUGGAUUUUAUGCAUGAAUUCAUUAAUGAAUCCACUAAUUUAUGCUAUGUUUUAUAGAUGGUUUCGAAUAUCAACAAAAUACAUUUUAACUCUGAAAAUAUUUGAACCUUCAUCACAAUACUUAAACCUUUUCAUUGAAGAGAAAUAAUCCUUGUUGCGGUUAUAUUAUUGUGAAUCUGAAGCAUGUAAAAAGGGUGUUAAUUCACCCCAAAAUUAAUUUCACCCACAUGGUAUGACAAAAAUGUGAUGUUUUCCUGUAAAAAUAUCUCAUAUUUGGUAACAAAAACACAUACAGGUUUACAGAAUGUUAAUUUUUAGAUUAACUAUCCUUAUAGUAGAAUCUGUUUCAGAAUGGUUUAGUUGAGGUUUUAUUGUGAACUUUGUUAUGAAGGAUAAUUUAAAGUAAUUAGUGAUUAUUGUUAAUUACAAUGCAAAAGUAUCCAACAUAACAUAAUUUAAAAGGUAAAAUAUAUUUAAUUGCUUUUUUUAACGAUACCAAAUAAAGAUGCUCAUUAAUUUUUUAGUUGUUAUUUUUAGAAAGGUACAGUAAAGGGUGACAUGCAGAAGAUCAUCAACAAUUAAAACUAUUUUACUAAUAGAUGCUGACUCAAAUUUUUAUAAACACUCUACACAAUAUCACCAUUUUAGGGUUUAGGGUAAUUUAAUGGCUUAUAUUGGAAUCACAAUGAUUCUGUUAUAAAAAUUUAAUGAUGGCUCUAAAUACAGAUGUAUUUAUGCAUUCAACAAUGAACUUGCAUAAUCAAUAACAUAAUUAACUCAACAUGUAGCAAAAUUCUCCUCUACAAAUCAUCUUGUUAACUGAGUGCACAUGACUAAUGCGCUUUUCUGAAGUCAUUUUUGUAACAUUGUCAUUUUUCAUCACUGCUAGUUUUUUUGAUGACAGAUUGGUGUGUCCUGGGCUUUAUAAUUGAUCAAAUUGUUUAAAUCUGUGGCCACUGAUAGCCUCGUGGGUAGUUUGCUGACACACAGUCUUUUUUUAUUUUAUUUAUUUAUUUAUUUUUAUUCUUCCCAAAUUUGAAUCCUGGCUCGCAGACUUGUCCAACUUCACUUCCUGUCUAAAUACAUGCUUAUCCUAAAAAAUACAA
This is a messenger RNA of Danio rerio (zebrafish), 2020 nucleotides long. The record is from RefSeq and is a predicted model, not a curated record. NCBI's taxonomy places the organism in Eukaryota, Metazoa, Chordata, Actinopteri, Cypriniformes, Danionidae.